CAUCUCCUGGACUUCACCUUAUUGCAUCGCAGAAGGUAGCACUCUUCACAUAUCAAACCCAUUUUGGGAGCCCUUUCAGCCACUGCACUUCAAAGUUAAAUUCAGCAGAAUCGAAAAAAUAGCCAACUUGCGGGCUUGAUGUGGCAUGACAACGCUUCCAGAUUGGCCCAUGUCAACAUAUUACGAUUUCAACAGAACCCGUUAGAACUGUAAUGUUUUCUGUGCACUCUUGCAUUACGAAUAUAACCUAAUUGGUCAUAAGGUUACAGUUUUGUUAAAGACAAGAUGAUUUAAGCUAUAUUUUGUUUUGUUGUAUUUCAGCCCUUUGCCUCCUCCAUGAUAUACAGAUAUCUUUCAAUUUAUGAAAGUAAUUUGUUCCGUGAAAACUGUUCAUAAGGUGAAAAUUCUUAAAUUGAAAGUGAAAUUCCUAUUACUUUACAUAUGAAAGUCACCAAACAAGUUGUUUGUUGUAGUGAAAAUAAAGUUCAUUAAGUAAAAAUCAGUAGAAACUAACAUGCUUCAUUGUAGUGAAAAUUUAUGAAACGAGGGAUACCAGGACCUGUAAUAUCUAUGUGUAAAUGGGGCACAUACAUUGAACAUUUAUGGCGUUAUAUUCUUAAGGAUGUGUAGCCUCAGAUGUACCUCAGCUUGUGACAUGGGCCACCAACCGAAAUAACUGAAGAGCACUGUCCUGUGACUUGUGUUGCACUGUCGUCUGGUAGAAGCUCACUGACGGUCAAGGUCUGCUUCCUGCUUGCUGGCAUGGCAUCCUCUGGUGCCGAAGAUAUCAACAAAUAUCCUGCAAACCGAAAAUGGACAGCGGAAGAUUUCUAGUAAUCGGUACAAUGUUCGUGACAGUUGUUGCAGCUAGUGACACUCCGUGUCCACAAGUCUGCACUUGCCCAUCUCGUUACAGGACGGAUUGCUGCAAUUCAUCACUGACACGCAUACCCAAAGAUCUUCUUAGUGACGUGAAGUUUCUCAACGCAUCUGGUAACAACUUUCGUUCACUCGAGAAUGGAGUGUUCAGCGUUCACCGUAUCAAAAUACUUGACCUCAGCAACAACAUGAUAUCCACAAUAGAAAAGGAGGCUUUGACAGAACUGGAGGACCUGAUAUAUCUGUAUCUUGGAAAAAACGAAAUUGUCUCUCUGGAGGAAGAUGUCUUCAGGAUGAAUAACAGGCUUGAAUUUCUCAAGUUAGACAAUAACAAUCUCGACUUUCCAGUCAGUAGAUCUUUCCUCAAUAUCCCAUCCCUCAGAUCACUCGACAUGUCUUCAUGCAAUAUUAGAUCUCUUCCGGAGAACACGUUUGUAAGGGUACCAAAUCUUGAGGAGCUCAGACUGUCCUAUAAUCUGUUACAAACUCUGGAUCCUGGAUUAUUCCUACCUUUAAAAUCACUCAGAUCUCUGUACCUGACUGAUAACUUGCUAAGAACUCUACGAGGUGAUUUAUUUAUAACGUUGAAAGAGUUGUUAGUUGUGGAUUUGUCGAAUAAUAAAUUACAGACACUUGAUUCUCGGGCAUUUAUGUUUCUGGAGAAUGUAGAACUUUUGGAAUUGUCAGGUAAUCAAUUGAAGAUAUUAGAAGUUGGCGUGUUUACUCCAUUGGUAAGCUUGAAGAGACUUCAUUUGCACAAAAAUCUACUCAAUAAACUGAACGGGGGCCAAUUCUCCGAGUUAAAUAACCUCGAAGUUUUGGAUCUUUCCGGGAACCGCUUGGACAAUGCACAACUGCAUACAGUAUGUCAUCUCAGCAACCUGACGUAUUUGAAAGUGUCUGAGAACCAUCUGACAUGCAACUGCGAAUUAUGGGAAUUUAGGAAGUGGGGAAUGAAGAAAGGGGUACGGAUCUUGUCGGCAUGCGAGGAAUUAGACUUCGAAUUUUCCGACAAUAAAUUUGAAUCCUUCAAAUUUAACAAAUCCUGCAAUAAAACUUUCUGUGACGCAGAAUAUGUGACGGAGUUUCCAGUAAAUAUGCUUUCUCGUAUAUACGUAUACGUUGUAAUAGUUGCAGCUCUGCUGCUGUUUCUUAUUGUCUGUGGCAUCACAACAUACGUGGUGUUCAGACACCGCAAGGAAUUCUGCAAGCGAAGAAACAUCCAGGUUUGUGUUACGCAUCAGAACACAGCCACUUCUCUGUCGGGACGUCACCAUGAACACACUGCGCGUUUGCAACUCCAGCAGGAACUUCAGAAAGAGUUGCGCCGUCAACAUCAUGACACGUUCCUGAAGAAUCGGGUUCAAAGAGGACGGAGCGCGAGCCUGAAGACACUUCAUGUAGCCGAACACCAAAAUGUUCGUCACUCCUACCACGAAUGUCGCCUUCCUUCGGUUGCAGACGAUGAAAGGGAAUUCUCAAACGCUGACACACUUCCUGCCAACAGCAGAACGUCUGUUUUCCUUGCAAGAGAGGCUACACGCCCCAUAAAACAGGAACGUUUGAAAACGUCAAAGAACCAUUCUGUUUCAGAACCUAAAAUCAAAGACUGCCUUAAGAAUUCCACAGUUAAUGAAACAAACUCACAUAAAGAUUUAAAUCCACAAUCUGUUUCCUCACUGGAAUGUCAAACCACGACAGAAGCGCCCAAAUUCGAAAGUGUUUAUGACGUAUCUUCUUCGGAGUCCGAAACUGUGACUGUUGACAAAUUAUGACCUUCAAGAGAAAUUCAGCAAGAAUUUGAUUGCAAAUUCAGUUCGGAUUAGAUCUACUCUCAAAGCAGAAGCAGCGUACCCGUCUGCACGGCGUCACAUCGACGCCUCGGGCUUCACGUCACUUCUCUGUGUGCCUGAAAUCCGUACUUUGGCAUCAUUUUGCAGCAGUGAAUUGUUGCUGUCAAGAACACUCGUUUAUUUCUUUCUUUGCUAUACUCUCUCCUCUUCCGGAGUAGCGUCGGUAUAGCGACCGGCUACGGGCUGGUCGAGUUCGAGUUCCUGUAGGGUCGGAAUUUUCUUUUCUCCAUAUC
Molecule: messenger RNA, 2965 nt
Organism: Cryptotermes secundus
Lineage: Eukaryota; Metazoa; Arthropoda; Insecta; Blattodea; Kalotermitidae
Product: SLIT and NTRK-like protein 1
Exons: 2
Coding region: 813-2654 (613 amino acids)
Molecular function (GO): protein binding
Source: RefSeq, a predicted model, not a curated record